CUCUGAUCCCUGUCCUAUUCUCUGCCUCUCUCCUGUUGUUCCAGCAUGUCUGCAGGAUGGCAGCACUUUGGCCUCUCCCUCUGCUGCUCUCCCAGCAUCUCUGGGCCUGUUUGGCCCUGACCCUCCCGGAUGAGCCUCACGACGGGCCCCCGUCGGUGGGCUUCGACGCCAGCCACGUCGGCCCAUCUGUGGAUCUGCCCGGUGCUCUGAGGGUGUUCAGCUUGGACUACCACCACGUGCAGGCCCCCUUUGAGAUUGUGCUGUGGAUAAUGCUGGCCUCACUGGCCAAGCUGGGUUUCCACUGGUCCGGUCGAGUCCCAGCUGUUGUCCCAGAGAGUUGCGUCCUCAUCAUGGUGGGCCUGCUUGUGGGAGGGGUGAUCUACGGGGUCCGCCACUCUGCUCCCCCUACUCUCAGUGCCGACGCGUUCUUCCUCUUCCUGCUCCCACCCAUUGUUCUAGAUGCAGGUUACUUCCUGCCUGGGAGGCUGUUCUUUGAAAACCUUGGUACCAUCCUCUGGUAUGCGGUGCUGGGAACCCUAUGGAACGUGGUGGGCAUUGGCCUGUCUCUGUACGGUGUUUGCCUGCUGGUUCCAGACUCUCUGGGUGACAUCUCUCUGCUCCACUGCCUGUUGUUUGGCUCAUUGAUCGCUGCCGUCGACCCCGUGGCCGUGCUCUCCGUCUUCCAAGAGAUGCACGUCAAUGAACAGCUGCACAUUUUGGUGUUUGGAGAGUCGCUGCUCAACGACGCUGUCACAGUGGUGCUCUACAAGCUCUUUGAGUCCUUUCUGCGGCUGCCUUCAGUGACUGGACUGGAUGUACUGGUGGGAGGUUGCAGGCUGAUAGUGGUGGGUUUGGGAGGCUUCUUUGUGGGACUGUUCUUUGGCUUGGUGGCAGCUCUCACCUCACGGUUCACCUCCAGAGCCCAGGUCAUCGCUCCCCUCUUUGUCUUCCUGUAUUCCUACCUGUCCUACCUGACUUCAGAAAUGCUUCAUUUCUCAGGAAUCACGGCCAUUGUGACCUGCGCUGUGACCAUGAAACAGUACGUGGAGGCUAACGUGUCAGAGCGCAGCAACACCAGCAUCCAGUACUUCCUGAAGAUGUGGAGUAGCGUGAGUGAGACCUUGAUCUUUGUCUUCCUCGGUGUGUCCACCAUACAAGACAUACACAUGUGGAGCUGGCCCUUCGUCUGCUCCACCCUGCUGCUCUGCCUCGUCUGGAGGGCCACAGGCGUUCUCCUGCUCACCGCUGUGGUGAACAAGCUUCGGAGGAAUGCCGUGACCUUCAGAGACCAGUUCAUCAUCGCCUACGGUGGCCUGAGAGGAGCAAUCUGCUUUUCUCUGGUCUUCCUCAUUGAUGACUUCCCAAAGAAGAGGCUCUUCAUCACGACCACCAUCGUGGUCAUUCUCUUUACCGUCUUUGUGCAGGGGAUGACCAUCAAGCCUCUGGUGGAGCUGCUGGACGUGAAGAGGAAGAAGAGAGCUCUGCCUACAGUCAGUGAGGAGAUCCACAGCAGGCUCUUAGACCAUCUGCUGUCAGGAAUAGAAGAUGUGGUUGGCUAUUGGGGGCAACAUUACUGGAAAGACAGGUUUGAGCAAUUCAACAAGAAGUACCUUCGACGUUUCCUCAUCGGUGAGCAUCACCGGGCUCGCUCCAGCAUCCUGAGAGUCUACCAGGAGCUGGAGAGGAGGGAGCAGCAGGGGGACGAGGAGGCCCCACCGCUAGUGGACCCCCGCCCUGGCGGCCGUCCCCUCCUGCCGGAGGAAAUGGACAGCAUCAGGCGUAUUCUGUCCAGAAACCUUCAAAACUUUAACAAGAAGCAGACUCCAGCCUACAGUAGACACACCUUGCACCAAGACGCCAUGGCGAUGACGGCCCUGCACAGACAUCAGAGUCUUCCAGAGAGACACACCUGCAACAGAAGCACGCUCUGCCCACAGCGGGCGGAAGGAGAGUUCUCCAAGUCUUAUAGAGGGAGAGCGCGACUCAGCAGAUCUCACACAGUGUGCUCAGCAAGCCCAAGACGGUCCGAACCCCCUGACUCUGUAGACCCGACUGCUCUGAACCCGACUCAGCCAUCGGAUCCUGAACCUGCGGAGGAGCAGCGUUCUCCGCUGCACAGGGCGCCGAUAGAGAGAGCAACAAAGAAACAACUCAGCUUUGUUCUGGAAAGUGAGACGCGUCAAUAAAGGGAGAGAGUGGCUGCGUUUCCAUUACAAAUGUACGCAGAACUCGGCAAUUGUCCGAAAAAAAACAAAA
This is a messenger RNA of Poecilia latipinna (sailfin molly), 2256 nucleotides long. RefSeq names its product sodium/hydrogen exchanger 2-like. Gene Ontology annotation, molecular function: potassium:proton antiporter activity; sodium:proton antiporter activity. The record is from RefSeq and is a predicted model, not a curated record. The transcript is spliced from 13 exons. Lineage: Eukaryota; Metazoa; Chordata; Actinopteri; Cyprinodontiformes; Poeciliidae. Bases 57 to 2186 code for a protein of 709 amino acids. Gene Ontology annotation, cellular component: plasma membrane. Gene Ontology annotation, biological process: proton transmembrane transport; potassium ion transmembrane transport; sodium ion import across plasma membrane.